Molecule: messenger RNA, 1297 nt
Organism: Alligator mississippiensis (American alligator)
Lineage: Eukaryota; Metazoa; Chordata; Crocodylia; Alligatoridae
Product: olfactory receptor 1052-like
Exons: 2
Coding region: 89-1027 (312 amino acids)
Biological process (GO): G protein-coupled receptor signaling pathway; sensory perception of smell
Cellular component (GO): membrane
Molecular function (GO): olfactory receptor activity; G protein-coupled receptor activity; odorant binding
Source: RefSeq, a predicted model, not a curated record
UAGAAAUACACACUUUGACAGCAAGGCAAAGUUUCUGAGGCACCCAGGAGUGGAUGAGAUCUGCCUUGAUAAAUGCAAUCUAGGACAGAUGGACCGGGACAAUCAAACCACAGUGAGUGAGUUCAUCCUGCUGGGACUGACAGAUCAUCCACAGCUGCAGGUCCUCCUUUUUGUGUUGUUCUUUGUGAUCUAUGUCACCACCCUUUUAGGGAAUUUUGGAAUGAUCACAGUGAUCAAAGUCAAUCCCCAACUUCACACCCCCAUGUAUUUUUUCCUUAGUAAUUUGUUUGUUCUAGACCUCUUCUAUUCUUCAGUCUCUGCUCCCAGGUUGCUGGUUGACUUCUUAAUGGAAAGCAAAACCAUUUCUUAUAGUGCAUGUAUCACUCAAUUUUACUUUUUUGCUCUUUUAGUAACCACAGAAGCACUUCUGCUGGCCGUGAUGGCAUAUGACCGUUAUGUAGCCAUCUGUAACCCACUACUCUAUACUGUUACUAUGCCCAGAAGAAUCUGUAUACAGCUGGUUGCUGGAUCCUACAUUGGAGGGCUCACAAACUCACUGGUACACACUUGUGGAUUACUGGGACUGCCAUUCUGUGGGCCUAAUGUCAUCAAGCAUUUCUUCUGUGAUCUUCCUCCCUUGCUAGAGCUUGCCUGCUCUGACACACACAACAAUGAAACUCUGCUCUUAAUCUUCUCUGGAAUUAUAGCUGCCUUCUCCCUCUCAAUGAUUUUCAUCUCCUAUCUAUACGUCCUGUCUGCCAUCCUAAGGACUCACUCGGCUGAGGGUAGGUGUAAAGCUUUCUCUACUUGUACCUCCCACCUAACAGCAGUCACUGUGUUCUAUGGGUCUGUUACUUUUAGUUAUAUCCAACCCAGUUCCAGCUACUCACUGGAGCAGGAGAAAGUCUCUUCUGUGUUUUAUUCCCUUGUGGUCCCUAUGCUGAAACCUAUAAUCUACAGCCUGAGGAACAAAGAGGUGAAGGAUACCCUAAGAAGGUUAAUAGCUAGGAAAAACUUUCUCAGAUAAUUGGAUUAUGAGGCUGCAUCUGAGUGGAUGCCAAGACUAGCUAUAAGAGGAGAACAUAGAGUAUGUGUAGCUGUGCAGAAUGUUAUGCUUUGCAAUUGUUUCCUAGCAAUUAACACAUUUUAAUAGUGAAAGUUUCAGUUGCUUCUUAAAACCUGUGAUGUUACAGUGUAACAAGACCUCUCUAUCAUGUUCCAUGGGGUUGCUUCAGGCUUGGUUGAAAAAAGGUAUCAUCUAUUUUUUUUCUCAUCCCUUGGCAUGUAUACAUAUAUU